This is a messenger RNA of Orussus abietinus, 1902 nucleotides long. Its product is annotated as protein cortex. The record is from RefSeq and is a predicted model, not a curated record. The coding region runs from base 131 to 1789 and encodes 552 amino acids. Gene Ontology annotation, cellular component: anaphase-promoting complex. Gene Ontology annotation, molecular function: anaphase-promoting complex binding; ubiquitin ligase activator activity; protein binding. The transcript has 9 exons. Gene Ontology annotation, biological process: anaphase-promoting complex-dependent catabolic process; positive regulation of ubiquitin protein ligase activity; positive regulation of anaphase-promoting complex-dependent catabolic process. NCBI's taxonomy places the organism in Eukaryota, Metazoa, Arthropoda, Insecta, Hymenoptera, Orussidae.
CGAUCAAAGCCAUUCGUACGUCUUCGUGAUAUAUUCUAAUAAGACCUGAAAUUUUGUUGUCAUUCUGCGUUUAUUAAUGUAAAAAUUAACCACGUGUGGGAAUAAAAUCUGUUUUGAGUGAUAUGAAAUAAUGAUAAAAAAUCUUAAGUUUUCAUCCGACGAUUGUUGGCCAACCAUGCAUAGGAGAAUUUUCGAAGGUGAAUUGGAAGAGUCCGGUAAUGACAGAAUUGACACGACGCCAUUGCGAGGUAAUUUCGCCAGAUUUCCGAAAUUGCGACUUCUGGACAGACAUUUCAGGCUGGACGAUGUCCCGAAAUAUGUAAAGCCUGAGUUUCCGGAACAACUUGAAAAUCCGGUGAAUGUUAAUAGAGGAAAAUGGGGUUUAGCCUAUCAAAGUGGCGGGCGCAGUUCCUUGGAUAGAUUCAUUCCUCAACGGCGCUCUUCUGAUCUGGACGCCAGCAAUUAUUCGAUAAAUAGAGAAUCCGCAAAAGUGGAUCGUUAUCUGGAUGUUCUCGGUCAGGUGCAAUCUUUAGAAAGUUCUUGGCGUAAAAGGGAGAUGAGUCAAGCUUUCGAAAAAUUCGGGAUAAUUCGUUCGAAAAAUCGACGCAUUUUGCAGCUGACAAAACCUUCUGGUUCUGUCGAAAAGAUCCCCGGAAGCUGCGUCGAUCAACCGAAAGAUUUCCGUUAUGACGGCUCCGAGACGGAAUAUCUUUGGCCUUGUCGUCCUCGCAAACGACCUGUAAUUGGAGCUCCGGAAACCGUUUUGGACAUGCCCGACAUGCCGCAAAAUGCAGGGGGUUCGUUACUCGAUUGGAGUUCCACAAAUUUAUUUGCCUCGAACGCCGAGAACUCGGUUAAAAUUUUCGACGUUAGUUGCAAAUUCUUGGUCUUCGUGCGAUUUGAAACCCUUGGUGACGUAUGUGCUUUGAAGUGGAAUCAGGCAGGAGACAAAAUGGCCGUCGCGACGUCGCGUUCGAUGAUCUUCAUUCACAACCACAUUUUACGGCACAAAAUCGAGUGGAAAACCUCGUGCAGUUGUUCCAAGCAAUUAUCCGUAUACUGUGAAGUAAAUUGCUUGUGUUGGUCGCAGGACGACAAAGAAAUUGUCACAGGGUGCUCGGAAGGAAGAGUAAUGGUCUACACAGCCUCUUCAGGUGCGAAGAAUAGAUUUAUUAUGGCGCAUUCUUGUGGCAUUUAUUCCAUGGCGUUUUCUUCGAAUUAUCGAUAUUUAGCAACAAUUGGAGUCGAGCCUGUUUUGCGAGUUUUUAUUUGGCCGGAAUUAACCGCUUUUGCAGAGUAUUGUUACGAAGUGGUUCCAAAGGCAAUCGCAUGGCAUCCAUGGAAAAGUAAUAUAUUGUGUGUCGGUGGAGGUAUCGAAGAUAGCACUCUGACUUUGUGGAAUGUUAACAGUGAAAAAUUAUUAAGCCUUCGAUGGAUCAAGCUCAAGGGUUUUGUUAACAAUUUGAUAUGGAAUAAAUUAAGUGGCGAAUUGGUGGUCAAUUGGAUUUAUUCGCAGAGAAGAACCAAGAUUAGCACCAUUCCGGUGUUCAGCAAUUUCAACAGAGUUGUCGAUGUCCUUCCUGUAGAAAAGAAAACUUACGUUUCUCGCCUGAUUUGCAGUCCUGAUAAUACGCAGCUGGCAACGAUGUACAAUGGAGCCUUGUUGAUUUGGAACUUCUUCGGAAACGAUUCUGCAAUGCAAAAAGGAAUAUUUCAACAAAGCAAGAAAAAGAGAACUAACUAUAUAUCAGCCAACCAAACAGGAUUCUCAUAUCAGACUAUUCGCUGAUGGGAAAUUUGCAGAAAUUUGUCGAUUGUUGGUUUUGUAUUAUACACGUACCGUUUUAGUUUAUAUUACAACAUAAAAAGGUUCUCAGCUAUCGCCAGGUUGAUGAGGAAAUU